Ipomoea triloba (trilobed morning glory) is the source of this 1704-nucleotide messenger RNA. RefSeq names its product receptor kinase-like protein Xa21. Gene Ontology annotation, biological process: protein phosphorylation. The transcript is spliced from 2 exons. Lineage: Eukaryota; Viridiplantae; Streptophyta; Magnoliopsida; Solanales; Convolvulaceae. The record is from RefSeq and is a predicted model, not a curated record. Gene Ontology annotation, molecular function: protein binding; ATP binding; protein kinase activity. Bases 1 to 1704 code for a protein of 567 amino acids.
AUGGGGCAUGCUCUAUUGAACUUAGAGGUACUCUAUCUUAAUGAAAAUAGGCUCUUUGGAGUGAUACCAGACUCUAUCUCAAAUUGUUCAAACCUUAUUAAUUUAGCUUUUGAAGAUAACCAUUUCAGCGGCACAUUACCUACAUCUCUUGGUAAUCUAAGGCUCCUCGAAAAACUAUUUAUAGAUGGAAACAUGCUCACAAAUGAUGUUGAAUCUCCAGAGUUGAGUAUUAUCAACUCUUUGGUAAAUUGCAAUUACUUGGAGACAGUACACUUAGAUGAUAACCCUCUAGAUGCUAUCCUUCCGUCAUCAAUUGGGAAUCUUUCUUCAUCCCUUGAAUUGUUGUCUGCAUGGGGUUGUGGGUUAAAGGGAAUCAUACCGAAUCAACUAGGAAACUUAAGCAGCUUGAUUGCCUUGGAUCUGCAUAGCAAUAACUUGGUCGGAUUUAUUCCACCAAUUCUAGAUAGGGCUAGUAAGCUCCAAGUAUUGGAUCUCAGUAAUAAUAGACUGAGUGGUCCUAUUCCUGAUAGCCUUUGUGAUCUUCCCGAUCUAUAUGCAUUAUUUUUGAGUAACAAUCAGUUGUUUGGUAGUUUGCUGAAGUGCUUUGGUAAUAGCACUUCCCUCAGAAAAAUAUAUCUAGAUUCAAACCAUUUGAUUUCUAGAAUGCCUUCAAGUUUGUGCUAUCUCAAAGACUUAUUAGAGCUUGAUUUGAGUUCAAAUUUCUUAGAUGGAUUUAUACCAAAUGACAUUGAAGGUUUGAAGGCACUUUCACUUCUAAACAUGUCUCGCAAUCAAAUCUCUGGAAAUAUCCCUGUCACUAUUGGACAAUUGCAAAAUUUGAUUUCUCUUUCCCUUGAACAGAAUAAACUUGAAGGAUCUAUUCCAAAGCAAAUAAGUCAAAUUGUUUCUUUGGAAUCAUUAGAUUUAUCUCUAAACAAACUCUCUGGUUCAAUUCCGGUAUCUUUGGAAAGACUUGAAUACCUCAAAUACUUCAACGUCUCAUUCAAUGAAUUGAGUGGUAAAAUUCCAUCAGCUGGUUGUUUCAAGAACUUUUCAAGUGCAUCAUUCAUGUUCAACAAGGAGUUAUGUGGAAAUCCUAGGUUUCACGUACCACCGUGCCAUUCUACUCACCAUUCGAGGAUUAAAAUAAGACUUCUUAUUGCUCUUGCAUCUCUUGGAGCUUCAUUGAUAAUUACUUUUGUAAUUAUUGCAUUUGUCCUUACAAAGCGACAAAGGAAACUUAAAGUCCCAAGUAUGACAGAUAUUGGCUUUCCAUGGGACAAAUUAAGGAUUUCUUAUAAUGAGCUUUCAAGGGCUACUUGUUCCUUUAGCCAAAACAAUCUCGUUGGUUCAGGGAGUUUUGGCUCUGUGUAUAAAGGGACUUUGGAUGACGGGAUGCUUAUAGCAGUGAAGGUAUUUAAUCAAUCAGAAGAUGCACUUGAUAGUUUUAAUGUUGAGAUUGAAGUGCUAAAGAAUUUACGUCAUCGAAAUCUCACUAAGGUGAUUACGGGAUGUUUUGCCAUUGACUUUAAGGCCUUAGUCCUUGAGUACAUGCCAAAUGGAAGCCUUGACCAGUGGCUACAUUCACAAAGAAACUUCUUGGAUAUGGUUCAGAGGUUGAAUAUAAUGAUUGAUGUUGCAUGUGCUUUAGACUAUCUUCAUAAUGGUUACACAAUACCAGUGUGUGACAAAGUUGUUAACUGA